AUGUCAUUUACCUUAACUAAGAAAGAAGUAAAAGCUCAUCCAUAUAGACUGAAAGGUAGUACUUUAUUAUCAGAAGAUUCUCAUAAUUUAAAAAUAGUUUAUAAUAAAUAUAAAACCAAUUGUCCACCACCAAAUCCAAAGAAUCAAUUAAGAUUUAAUUUAAUAUUUUGUCAUGGUACUGGUUUCAAUAAAUCAAUUUGGAAGUAUCAUGUUAAAAAAUUAUAUCAAUUAUCACAAUCAAUGCAAGUACCAUGGUUUUUAGAUUCAGUUAUUACAAUUGAUGCAUUAGGACAUGGUGAUUCAGCUUUAGCUAAUGCAGGUAAAUUAGGACCUGUAUUUUGUUGGGAUGAUGGUGCAAGAGAUGUUAUAACAGUUAUAAAUCAAGAAAUUGCAACUACUGGAGAUUUUCAAAAUAAUUCAGAAUCUAGAAAUGUUAUAAUUGGUCAUUCAAUGGGUGGAUUUAUUGCAUUAUAUUCUGCAUUUUUAGAAAGUGAAUUAUUUGAUUCAGUUAUUCCAAUUGAAGCUGUGAUUUAUGGACAAAUUGAUGGAUUAGAUAAAUUCAAAAAAAUAUUCAACAAGAUUAAACAAAUGAUGAUUGAUACUUUUGAUUCUCAUGAAGAUGCAUUAUUUUAUUUUACAAAAUUUUCAUUCACAAAAAAAUUUAAUGAAGAAGUAAUGAAAGAUUAUCUUGAAGAUGAAUUAAUUGAAAUUAAAGAUCCUGAAACUGGUGAUAUUAAAAUUCAAUGUAAAUGUAAUAAAUCAUAUCAAGUUGCAGGUUAUUUUGGAGCUUUUCCAUCAAUUGCAAAAGGUAUGUUAGCCUUACCAUCCAUAAAAGUUCCUAUCUUACAUGUUGUUGGAGCAAAUGGUCAGUGGAAUCCACCAGAAAGUACUCCUUGGAUUAGAGAAACUAUAAAGCCUAAAUAUCUUGCAGGUACUGUUGAUAUUCCAAAAGGUGAACAUUUAGUAAAUGCUGAACAACCAGAUGAAACAAUAGAAGUUAUUGCUAAAUUUUUAACUGAGAGAAAUGAUAAUUUCAAAAAGGAAUUAUUGGAAACUCCAGAAUCAAAAUUGAAACAUGAUAAAAAGGCAAUUGAACAACAAGAAUUUUCAAAAUUAAUUGAUGAUAUGGAUUUAGAUAAUAUUUAUGGUUAUGAAUUAGAAAGACGUAAUUUAUUUGGUAAUGGUCUCAAAUCCAAGAUGUAA
Lodderomyces jiufengensis is the source of this 1203-nucleotide messenger RNA. Its product is annotated as triglyceride lipase. NCBI's taxonomy places the organism in Eukaryota, Fungi, Ascomycota, Pichiomycetes, Serinales, Debaryomycetaceae. The coding region runs from base 1 to 1203 and encodes 400 amino acids. The record is from RefSeq and is a predicted model, not a curated record. The transcript has a single exon.